This is a messenger RNA of Coregonus clupeaformis (lake whitefish), 2655 nucleotides long. Its product is annotated as seipin-like. Gene Ontology annotation, cellular component: endoplasmic reticulum membrane. The coding region runs from base 575 to 1786 and encodes 403 amino acids. Gene Ontology annotation, biological process: lipid storage; lipid droplet organization. The record is from RefSeq and is a predicted model, not a curated record. Lineage: Eukaryota; Metazoa; Chordata; Actinopteri; Salmoniformes; Salmonidae. The transcript is spliced from 11 exons.
CCGUGUCGUAGUUGCAGUUUUUCCUGUAGUUUUUGCUUUUUAGGAAGUAGCUAGCUAGUUAGAGUAAAUAUAAUUGUGUAUAUCCAUAAAUAUUUUAAGAUUUUUCACUUUUACUGAUCACAAUUACGUGUAUGUUAAUUGUUCAUGUAUAGUGCUGCAGCUUUGCUAUAGACGAAAAGCUUGCUACAGAAAUAUUAAAGGCCCAGUCAACAGCUCAUUAUCAGAUUUGACUUGCAGUAGACAAAGAACGUUAAGUAAUUAAUGUCAUAUUAAGGGGAUGUGACAAAUAUAUAUAUAUAUUAUUUUGCAAGUGUUUUCUUAUGGAUGAGCAGGCCAAUGUUGGAAUUGUUGAGUUGGCUUCCUCCAAUUAAAAGGGAGCCAUAGCCCUCAAAAGAAAAACUAUUUUUUUCCAAGGAAGGAGAGAGAAAGAGAGAGAGAGAGAGAGAGAGAGAGAGAGAGAGAGGGGGGCUUUUGGCAGGAGCCACAGGAAUAAGGCAGUGAGUUCUCAGGGAGUGGUGUGGAACGUCAGGACCAGAGACAGGAGUCAGGAAGAGUCAGUGCUAGGUCAGUCGCCAUGGGUGGUGUAACGGGACCAGUUUUCCUGUGGCUGCAGGAUGUGUUAGGGGUAACUCUCCUCAGAGCCCGCAGGACUCUACUGCAGGCUGCCAUCCUCUUCUGCGUUCUAGUGCUGCUGGUCUGGGUAGCCAUCUUCCUCUAUGGCAGCUUCUACUACUCCUAUAUGCCCACCGUCAGCUUUUCUACACCAGUGCACUACCGCUACAGUACCGAUUGUGAUGCCUCCAAUUCAGUCCUCUGCUCUUUCCCCGUGGCUAACAUCUCGCUGCUAAAGAAUGGCAAAGACCAGGUUAUGAUCUAUGGUCAGCCAUAUCGAAUCUCUUUAGAGCUGGAAAUGCCUGAGUCGCCAGUCAACGAACAGCUUGGCAUGUUCAUGAUUAAGAUGUCUUGCUACACCAAGGACGGCCAGACAGUUGCAGCUGUGGCGCGCUCUGCUAUGCUGCACUACCGCUCUGGUCUCCUGCAGACCUUGAAUACUCUACUGUUCUCUCCUCUCCUGCUGACUGGGAUGACGGAGCAGAAGCAGCUCGUUGAGGUUGAACUCUUCUCAGACUACAAGGCCAAUUCUUAUCAACCCACUGUUGGUGCGGUCAUUGAGAUCCAGUCUCGGCGGGUGCAGAUCUAUUCAGCUCAACUCAGGAUCCAUGCUUUCUUCACUGGCAUCAGAUACCUCCUAUACAAUUUCCCAUUGACGUCUGCAGUGAUCGGCGUGGCCAGCAACUUUGCCUUCCUCAGUGUCAUUGUGCUUUUCGGAUACCUGCAGUUUAUAUGGGGGGGACUUUGGCCUCCUGAGCAGGUCAGGGUUAUGAUGGGAGACACGACUCGCCUGCAGCGGAGAAGAGAAGAGGCUCGGAAGCGCAUGUCCUUCUCACAGACUCAAAUGCCUCAGAAAGAUAAUGACCGUGUGGCUGAGCAGUUGGAAGAACCUAGACAACAAGCAUCAGCAAUAAAGAAAGUGGAGCUGGAAACACCAGAUGUGAUUGGUUCCCUGAAGGAGCCCUCUGGUUUGCCAGAGAAUCAAACAGCUAUAGGGUCGUCAUCAGAUGUGCCUCCGAAGGCUCCUCAGAUUAACGAGACCGAUGCAAGUGAGGAGGAGCCUGCUGAUCCGCAGGAUAAAGGUGCAGGAGCAGUCCUGUGGGAGGGACACCAGGUACCUCAGCCAGGGGAAUCUACGCUGCGUCAGAGACAGGGACCCUGGAUGAGUCUGUGAACCAUGGAUCAUCGCUCAGACAUUAAAACGCUCACAGGUCCCUCAAUGUGCCUUUCACUGACAGGCAAAGAGAGAGAGAGAUUGAUGUAUGGACAGAAGCAGAAAGAUUGACAGACUGACUCCUACAAACUCCCUGCACUCAGACGCAUCUGCAAAUAUUCCAUAUAGCCUAUCCUUUUAUUUAGCAUGUAAUAUAAUAAUAAUCAUAUAAUGUAAUAAUAUAUGCCAUUUAGCAGAGGCUUUUAUCCAAAGCGACUUUGGAACAUGGCAUGAUAGCUAUGCUCUUUGAUUUUUCAAAGAUCAACUAGUGUCAAGGUUAUAAGCCUCCUUCAGUUAGGCAAAUAUUUGUAGGAUUUAGCUCAAUCCUGACUUGCAUGUCUUUCAGAGCAAUGAAAAGAAUCACUCCGGUCUUUAAGCACUUAUUUAAUUCCCUAGCCUGCAUCAUUGUAGCAGAGACAGUUGUUCAGCCUUUUUGUUUUACGAAUGAGUCUUAAGGAAUGUGAUUGAGCAGGUACACAAGCAUAGUUGAGAAUGCCUUUUGUGCCUGUGAUUGAAGCCUAUGGUUACCAUAAGAAUCAGAGAGCCCUGAGCUGCUGAAUGAGGACCCUGCAGAUUACACUGUUACACAUUUAAUGUUUCUCCAGAGUUAUUCAUCUUAAACGCAAGGAACAUGCAUUAUGUUUACGCCUUUGCAGAAGGUUAUUGGAUGAUUUUCCUUGAGCCACUUAGAGCUGUUACAAGGACCACCACAUGUUGAAUUGAAUUUAUUUGGGCCGAAACAUAUACAGCAAGAUGUACAUUGUAUUCCCAAAGGAUAGCACUUAAAAGUAUUUAUUAAAGCACUUUUCCCAAAGUGGACCUCAAUAUUA